AUAAGCCAAACCGAGCGAUAAGGUAGUCAGUCCAGGUAGUGGUCCCGUCCCAGACACGAACACACGCGCGCAUCUCGUUCACUCUCUCUCUCUGUCUGUCGCCCUCUCUGUCUGGCACGAACACAGACGCGCGCGCACUCUCUCGCACGAAACCCGAACGAUCCGAAGCGAGCGUCUGGUGUUGGUCUUUUAAUCGGCCUGCACUCAGAACCUGGAACUCAUUCGCCAACCGUCACUCGUACCGCGCGGAACACACGGUCGCAGUAGAACACGGACAAACAACAGCACUACACAAAACCGUAGAGUAGCCGAGAGUAGAGAGUCCGAGAGCCAAAGCGUUUUUACGUGAAAAAGUGAGACAUUUUUUUCUCUUUGUGAAAUUUGAAAACUGCUAAAAACCAAAAAAGCAACCAAAAAUCAGAGCAGAUUUGAUUUCUGCCAAAAGUGAAACAAGCACAAAACAAAUAAACAGAACCAAACUGUGCCUCAAACUCAAUAAAAAGUAUCUAACCGAAAUGGUUACCGGCGUAACUGCAGCCAACAUGACAGCCAAUGUAAUGGGCACCGCUGUGGUGCCAGCACAGACCCAGCAGCAGCAGCAGCAGCAGCACAAGGAGACGCCACUCAAAAGUGAUCGUCGGUCGAACAAGCCCAUUAUGGAGAAACGACGACGGGCACGCAUCAACAACUGCCUCAACGAGCUGAAGACCCUCAUUCUGGAUGCCACCAAAAAAGAUCCUGCCCGUCAUUCCAAAUUGGAAAAGGCCGAUAUCCUGGAGAAGACAGUGAAGCAUCUGCAGGAGCUGCAGCGGCAGCAGGCAGCCAUGCAGCAGGCCGCCGAUCCCAAGAUAAUCAACAAAUUCAAGGCCGGCUUCGCCGACUGCGUGAACGAGGUGAGCCGCUUCCCCGGCAUCGAGCCCGCCCAGCGGCGCCGCCUGCUGCAGCACCUGAGCAACUGCAUCAACGGCGUCAAGACGGAGCUGCACCAGCAGCAGCGCCAGCAGCAGCAGCAACAGCAGCAGUCGGUGCACGCCCAGAUGCUGCCCUCGCCGCCCAGCUCCCCCGAACAGGAUCCCCAGCAGCAUCUGUUCGGACAGAUCCAGCAGACGGCCAACGGAUAUUUUCUGCCCAAUGGCAUGCAGGUGAUCCCCACCAAGCUGCCCAACGGCAGCAUUGCCCUCGUCCUGCCCCAGAGCCUGUCCCAGCAGCAGCAGCAGCAGCACCAACAACAGCAACUGGCAGCAGCCGCCGCAGCGGCAGCAGCAGCAGCAGCCGUCGUCCAGCAACAGCAGCAGCAGCAGCAACAGCAGCAACAGCCGAUGCUCGUAUCGAUUCCCCAGCGAACGGCCAGCACGGGAUCCGCCAGCUCGCACUCCUCCGCCGGAUACGAGUCGGCGCCCGGCAGCAGCAGCAGCUGCAGCAGCAACAGCGGCCACCACCUGCUGCACCACACGCACCACUAUGCACCGCCCAGUCCGGCCAACUCGGUGUACGAGGCCAUGGACAUGAAGCCAUCGGUGAUCCGUUGCGCCUCAGAGCCGCAGCCGUUGUCGCUGGUCAUCAAGAAGCAGCAGCAGAUCAAGGAGGAGGAGCAGCCCUGGAGGCCAUGGUAGAGCAGCCCUUACACCCCCCUGAAUCUCCACUACGCUUAAAGACUGAUGGGCGUUGCACAAACACACACCCUCACAUACACACACACACACACACACACACACACAUGCGCAGGCGUUGUGGCAUGCGCAAAAAGGACAUUUCACAUCAUUCGCCAGGAUAACGCCAAUGUUGCCCAAGAAGUGCCACCGAGAACAUGCAGGAUCCAUCAUCAAAACAGGGGGGUCCCCCCCUACCACUCGCUGGAAAAAGCGAGAGACUGGGGGAUCCCCCCCCACGCCCCAUUGCACCGCCCAUUGUUAUAAAUUAUUUAUUAUUAUUACGCGGUAUUCUAUAGGUCGCCAGACACUACCUCACUCUGGGUGUUGACAUUGCCUCAUAUCAUAU
This is a messenger RNA of Drosophila pseudoobscura, 1998 nucleotides long. RefSeq names its product bHLH transcriptional repressor hairy (gene hry). The record is from RefSeq and is a predicted model, not a curated record. Gene Ontology annotation, biological process: regulation of neurogenesis; regulation of transcription by RNA polymerase II; anterior/posterior pattern specification. The transcript has 3 exons. Gene Ontology annotation, molecular function: RNA polymerase II cis-regulatory region sequence-specific DNA binding; DNA-binding transcription factor activity, RNA polymerase II-specific; protein dimerization activity. Gene Ontology annotation, cellular component: nucleus. Bases 516 to 1613 code for a protein of 365 amino acids. NCBI's taxonomy places the organism in Eukaryota, Metazoa, Arthropoda, Insecta, Diptera, Drosophilidae.